AUGAUCACCUCGUGGUCACUGCUGAAACCAGAAAUACGAGUAAGGAAGGAAAUCUCUCCGCUUAUAUGCGUGUCACGUACCCCGCAGUUCAUCAUUUCCAGCACUUGGUUGCAAUCCCAGGACGACGAUGGACAGGUCAUGGCACUUGCGAGACCGCUGCCUUCGCCCUCUAUCCCGCCUCCCAACACUGGUCUUAGUCAUACUUUUAUGAAUCUUCCUUUCUUCGCAAAAAGUCUCUCGUCACCGUCGCUCACCAUCUUGGAUAGCAGUCCAAAGAUGGAGGCGCGCAAAGGAUUGGACGUCGGAAUGGCCGUAGUUAUACGUAGUAACGAGAUGGUGGUUGGAGAUCAACGUUAG
Molecule: messenger RNA, 357 nt
Organism: Guyanagaster necrorhizus
Lineage: Eukaryota; Fungi; Basidiomycota; Agaricomycetes; Agaricales; Physalacriaceae
Exons: 3
Coding region: 1-357 (118 amino acids)
Source: RefSeq, a predicted model, not a curated record